ACGAUGUUCUGAGAAAGAGUAUAGAUUUGUAUUCGUUGCUGCAACGUCGAAGUUUAUAAUUUACGGACUAAAAUUCUUCACGAAAUAUGGUUUUUAUUAAAAUUUAAAGUGAAAAAAAGUGACCUUAUAGAAGGUCAUACUGUGACGUUAUAGAAAAUGAUAAUACUCACAAAUAAAUGAUUCAUUUAGUUCAUAAUGAUGUGCAAAAUGAUUGAUAAAGAAGUGACACUUAAUCGUGCAAUUUAAGAUGACUUUUUAAAAAAUGUGAAUUUAUUACUAAGCCGAUUUAUUACAUUUUUCCUAAAAGUGCAAAAUUUCCGAACAUCUAUCAUUUUAUAAAAAAAAUUUUAGGUCGGACAAAUUCUGGAAUUGUCGAGAAUUCAGAUGAAAAUAUGUAUUAUUUAUUCGGGAGAACUUUGUUUUCUAACAAAGUCCGACUAAUAAUUAUUAAAAAAAAAUCCCAUGAAAAAAUCAAAUAAAUACAGAGACUUUUAAAUAUAAAAAAGCAGUGUCGAAUAACGUUCUGGGCGGUAAUAAUGCCCCUCUGUGGCAGAAUGGAGGCGCUAUCGCUUAUCAACUUGCCGAUUGAGGUCCUUGACUUAAUAUUUCAAGAUUUACAACUGAGCGACAAACUGAGCUUAGCCCAAUCGCAUACGAAUCUACAAGGAGCGUUCAACUUAAACAUUAAAAACAAAUACGAGCACAUAGAUCCUCGAGUACUACCAGUCCAAUAUUGGUCGACUGUUCUCCCUUUGUGCGGCCAUAAAAUUUUAAAGGUGGACGAGCUGUUCGAACCCAAUGACCACGUUCCCAUUCGGCUGAUCGACAGACAUUGUCUCAAUCUGGAAUCUAUUCAACUAAAUGUGAAAAAUCGAAACAUUAAGGACAUAAUAAGCUUAUUAAGAAACAGGAAAACUCUGAGAUCGGUCCAUUUAUAUUUCUACGGAGACUGUAAGUCAACGGAACAAAUUAUGUACGCCUUAAAAGGACUUCCCCAACUGAAUAAUUUGCUUUUAUACGGGAUAGAGGAAAAUCAAGUUCCCCAUGUACAAGACCUGGAGAGUUUAGAAUUUUUAAGUCUUUCGAUGAACCGAAAAUGUGGAUCAAGCAAUAUUUUUGAAAUAUGCUCGCGCCUUAAAUUCUUGCAAACCCUGUACAUUUCCAACUUCAAUAUCCCAUUAAAAAAGACUGCUCCACAAGACUUAGAUUUCCCCAACUUGGAGACACUGGACAUCUGCUACUGCAACAUAUCAACGGAGCUUCCUCAUUUUUCAAAACUAAAAAGUAUGAAAUUUUGGAGAAAUUCCUAUUUUGCUCGAAAACAAAGCCUAUACCAUUGGAUUUCAAGACACGCAAACUCGCUGGAGGCUCUGGAAAUGAGCUGCACAGCCGAAGCCGAGUUUAGAGAAAUCGACUUUUUAGAAGUUCUCAAAGAAUGCAAAAAAUUAUCCAAGUUUCGAUUGCACAACCGCAUUACGAACCUGUUCCUGGCACCUCUAAUACAUGUCCUUUUAAAAAAUGGAAGGAGCAUGGAAAAUCGAUUCUAUCUGGAUUGUAAAAACUAUGAGGAGCUGAAUGUGGCGCGCUGGUCAAUACCAAAUUCUGACGUUGUCCACUUAAGAAACGUAAAUUGGGGGACCCCCGAGUCAAAAAAAACGGAUCGGCCCAGUCGUCUUGAUUUAAGUAGAAUUACGAGCCAGUGCUGUAAUUAUUUUUGUAUUUUAUCAAAGCUAUGUACCUAAAUAUGAUCUCAGCAGGGAGCAAUCAAAACGUCGCAGUAUUAUAGAAAGAAAAUAUUAGAAAAAUACAAAAUUCCCCCAAAUUAUACGCUUAUCAGCAUUGAAAAAAAUGAAAACUUGAAAUGAAAUAAAAAUAUUUAAAAAAAUUA
Molecule: messenger RNA, 1888 nt
Organism: Drosophila ananassae
Lineage: Eukaryota; Metazoa; Arthropoda; Insecta; Diptera; Drosophilidae
Exons: 3
Coding region: 537-1742 (401 amino acids)
Molecular function (GO): protein binding
Source: RefSeq, a predicted model, not a curated record